Molecule: messenger RNA, 4680 nt
Organism: Rotaria sordida
Lineage: Eukaryota; Metazoa; Rotifera; Eurotatoria; Philodinida; Philodinidae
Source: the annotation of a GenBank genome assembly
AUGGCAUCGCCUACUGAGAAAGAAGAGAACAUACCUGCUGAUUUUAUUCAUUGUGUAGAAAAAUUACUAUCAUCUAUAUCAACUUUAAGUAAACAUCUAUCUAUAUUAACUAUUCAAAAAGAAACAACAAAAUUAAAUGAACAAGAAUUAACAAAUAAACUUCAAGCUAUCAAAGACGCUAUUAAUAGUCUUGCACCAGCCGUUCAAACAGCAAAGCAACUUGUAUCAAAAUCGUCACUUGUUGAACGUUUAAUAAACGAAUAUUCUUGUUUAUGUAACGAUUAUAAAAAACAUUAUAGUCUUAAAAUGGUUGAUACAAGUUCCUUUGUUGAAUACAAUCAAUAUAUUGAACGUUUGUCUUCAUGGUUAUCAUCAACAAAUGCUAAUAUUCAUGAAGUUUUACAAUCAGUUAAUAAACAACGAGCAUUACUUAUCAUCAAAAACCUUGAUGAAUUAAGUAAAUACAAAUCAUUAUUAGAACGUGCUACAACAUUAAAUCGUACGAUGGCUGCUGAUUUACCAGAUGAACAAGCAACUAAGAUGACAAAUGAAAUAGCCAAUGUUAAAGAACAAUGGAGAAUUCUUACUGAAGGAUUAAAUACACUUAAAGAAAGACACGCAUCACGCUAUGCAUCACCUGAACGAAAUAAGGAGGAAGAUCGUUUAACCAAGCAAAAUGAAAAUCUCGUUCAUUAUAUUGAAAGUUGGCUUACAUUGGCUAGAGAAUUAAUCUAUCAACAAAAGCAAUUGACGAUGAACAAUCACAAUAUGAUUGAUGAUAGAAAAUACUUUCUCGAUUCAAUGAUUUCAUCGGAUAAUGAAAUCAAUGAGCAUAGUCUUCUAUAUCAGCUUAAAGAAUGUGAACAAGAAGUCAAUCGAUUAAAAACUUUACUAGAUGAAAAUCGUCGUACGUUGAAAGGUGAUGAUAUGACAACAAGCGAAGUAACUCGUUCGUUGACUGAUGAAUUGACAGAGAUUGCUAAAUCUGUAACAACAGCACGUAUUCAGUUAGAAAAUCGUAUUGAACAACAACGUGGAUUUCUUCUUGAAUUAGAUUCACUAAUUAAUUGGUUAAAGAAUUUUAUAAAUGAAUCAAAAACAAUUGAUAAUCAAACAAUUGAAUUAGCUUUGAAUGAACGACAACAACAUUUUAAUGAAUUAAUUAAAUGUUGUUAUAUAAAUAAUCAUGAAGUUAAAGAUAAAAUCGAACAUUUAAUUCAAAUGUGGAAUCAAUUAACAUCAAUGAUCACUGAGCCUCCAACAGUAGUGGCUGCACAAUCAUCGACACCACCUCAAUUAUCGUUACCAUUAUUAGUAUCAUCAUCAUUAUCUGAAAAAGAACAACAAUUUAAAUUAGUUGAAGAAGCAAAAGAAUUAUUAAAUACAGCUGUACAAUUAGGUAAUCAUCAAGAAAUUGAACAACUUCAAAAUAAGAUUCAAUCUCUUAUAACAAAUAUUGAUAUAGUCAUUUUUCAUGAUCAAUCUAAAAUUGUUUCUGAUUGGAAAUUAGAUCCACUUGAUUCAGUACGUGAUGAGCUUGCCAAUCGACAAUCGAUACUAAAACAAAUGUUAAUCGAUACAAUACGUAUUGAUCAACUUCGUGUUAAUUUUGUUUCACAUUUUAGUACAGAAAAUAAUACAACAACAGCAAAUAAUGAAAUUAUAGAUAUUAUUGAUAAUUAUCCAAAAGAAAUGACAACUGAAAUACGUCAAUGGUUAAAUGAACAACAAAAAAUUCGUAUAACAGCACCAAUAGCAACUAUGGAUGUAUCAAAAAGUAUUGAUGAUUUUGAUGAAUAUCUUAAACAAAUUGAAGGAAAUAUUAAUUCUUAUAAAGAAAAUGAAAAUAAUGAAUCAAAAUUAAAGAAAAUUCUUCAAUUAAUUGAAGAACGACCUAAUUUACCACAAAAUUUAAAUAAUUAUGAUAAAGAACGUGUUGAAAAUUUACAUCAAAGAUUAUUAUAUGCACAAAAACAAAUUGAAGAUAUUCGAUAUAAAAAUUCGUCAACUAUAAAUACUGAUCAAAUUAUUAAUAAUAUUGAUUUAUUGAUUAAACGUGUAAGAGAUAUUGAAGAACAAAUUCGAAUUAAUGUUAUACAACCAAUUAGUGAUUAUGGAAGACUUAUUCUUGAUUGUCAACGUAUUAUUACCGAACUGGAUCAAAAUCUUCGUCCACAUGUAGAACAAAUGCUCAAUACUGGUAAACGUUUAUAUACAUCAGAUAACAAAGAUAGUAGUGGUAUUGAAAGUGCUGACGAUACUAGAGGUGGAAAAUUUGAAUUAUCAUCAUCACCAUCACCUCCAUUAAAAAAAUAUUCAGAUUUAACAUUACGUAAAGUUCGUCGACAUGUUAUUCAAUUAACACAACGUUGGAAAAAUGCUAAUACUAAUGUACGACAACGCUUAAAAAUUUUACAACGUGCUCAAACGGCGGUCGAAGAACUACGUCGCAAGUGUGAUCAAUUACAUGCACACUUGCUUGAAAUUGAACUUGCUCAUGCUCAUCAACCACAAAUACGAGCAAUAAAUAGUGAACAAGUACCAGCUGAAAUUGAACACACAAAAAAUCUUUUGUCAAGUCUGAUGUCAUGUAAAACAUCUAUUGAUGAAAUUCAACAAUUAGCACAAACAAUUGAAAAUGAAUAUGAUAUACAUACAACAAAUCGAGUACAAGAACUUAGUCAAAGAUGGGAACAUUCAAUACAAUCAAUAUCACAACGUGUACAAUUAUUACAAGAUUCAGUGAAAAUAUCUGAAAAUGAUAUGUAUUCAAAAUCAGUUGAAUAUCCUUGGCAACGUGCUAUAGCUUUUAAUAAAGUACCUUAUUUUAUCAAUCAUUCUGAUCAAAGUACAUCUUGGGAUCAUCCAAAAAUGAUUGAAUUAAUGCGUUCAUUUUCAAAUUUUAAUGAUAUUCGUUUUUCUGCUUAUCGUACAGCAAUGAAACUUCGUACAUUACAAAAACGUCUUUGUCUUGAUUUAACAUCACUUAGUGAUAUUAUAAGUGUUUUUGAAGAACAUCAAACAAUUGAUUUACCAAAUAAAAAUAUUGAUAAAUAUGUUGAUAUAACAGAAAUUCUUUAUUAUUUACAAUCAAUAUUUGAAAAAACAUCUAAUGAAUAUCCACAAUUAAUUAAUAUUAUAGUUACUGUUGAUUUAACACUUAAUUGGUUAUUAAAUAUUUAUGAUACAAAUCGAACUGGCUCAAUUCGUUUAUUAGCAAUGAAAAUGGCAUUAGCUUUACUUUGUCGAGGAAAUAUUGAAGAAAAAUAUCGAUAUAUUUUUUCAUUGGUGGCCUGUCCAUCAACGGAUAAUGAUGUUCGGGAUGUUGUUGACAGACAACGUUUGUCGAUUUUAUUUCAACAAGCAAUUGUUAUCCCAAAACAACUCGGUGAAAUUGCUGCAUUUGGUGGAUCAAGUGUCGAACCAAGUGUAAAAAGUUGUUUUGAUUAUGCACAUAAUCCGAAUGUAUUAACAGCGAAUGAUUUUCUUGAAUGGAUUAAAUUAGAACCACAAUCACUUGUUUGGUUACCUGUUAUGCAUCGUUUAGCAGCAAGUGAAGCAGCUAAACAUGAAGCACGUUGUAGUAUAUGUAAAAUAUAUCCAAUACUUGGUUUUCGUUAUCGUUCAUUAAAACAUUUUAAUUGUGACAUAUGUCAAAGUUGUUUUUUUUCUGGUAAACAAACAAAAUUUUUUAAAAUGGAUGAUCCUUUACAAGAAUAUUAUACUGAAACAACAUCAUCAGAAGAUAUUCGAGAUUUUUUUCGUAUAUUUAAAAAUAAAUUAUGGACUAAACAUCGAAAACAACCUAAACUUGGAUACUUACCAUUACCACAUGUUUUUGAUAAUAAUAUGUCAACAACAUCUCAACCAACAUCUUCUCCUGUAUUAAUUCCAGUUUUAACAACACCAUUCAAAUCUGACAUUGGAAGUGUACAACCGACAGGUUCAACUAUUGAAUCAACUGAUGAACAUGGCAUAAUUGCACAGCAUUGUCGAAAUUUGAACAGUUUUGUACAUGCUUCGCCUCGUGUUGCUGCCCAUGAUAUAUUAACACGAUCUCGUUCACUUGAUAAUGAACAACGUAAUGAAUUAGAAGCUAUAAUUCGUGAUCUUGAAGAUGAAAAUCGUUUAUUACAAAAUGAAUAUGAACGUUUAUGUCAACAACAUAUGGAAAAAUCUUUAAUUAUUAAUGAUCGACAAUAUCAAUUUCAUCAAAGUGAUAGUCAAUUAGGUUCAUUAUCAUUAAUAAAUGAUUAUAAUACAAGUGAUCGUGAAAUGUUACGUGAAGCUAAACAAUUACGUCAUCAUAAAACAAAAUUAGAACAACGUAUGAAAAUACUUGAAGAACAUAAUAAACAACUUGAAAAACAAUUAAGAAAAUCAAAACAAUUAUUAUUUCGAGAAUCACCUUCAUUACAUCAUCAUACAAGUAAUGGUAAUAUGACUGAACAUCGUUCAACAACAAUAUCAAGUCCAUUACAUAGUUCAACAUUAGGUUUAAGACGUUCAAUGGAAAGAAAUUUGGAACGACAAUCAAAUUUAAUAACAAUUGAUAAUCUAUUUCAUAUGGCUGAUGAUAUCAAUCGUGCUGUUGGUGAUCUUGUUUCUGUUAUAACUGAACCACAAACGAAUAAUUCACCAUCUUAUUAUCAACAAAUUGAUAAUACAGUUGCAUCUUAA